This is a messenger RNA of Brassica oleracea var. oleracea, 2056 nucleotides long. RefSeq names its product asparagine synthetase [glutamine-hydrolyzing] 3. Gene Ontology annotation, cellular component: cytosol. The coding region runs from base 85 to 1827 and encodes 580 amino acids. Gene Ontology annotation, molecular function: asparagine synthase (glutamine-hydrolyzing) activity. NCBI's taxonomy places the organism in Eukaryota, Viridiplantae, Streptophyta, Magnoliopsida, Brassicales, Brassicaceae. The record is from RefSeq and is a predicted model, not a curated record. The transcript is spliced from 13 exons.
AAAAAUCAUCUCUUUAGCCAUUUUUUCAGCAGCCAUUUUCUCAGAAGCCGUUGUGUUCUGUAUUGCCGCCACCAUCCAUCAACCAUGUGUGGGAUUCUCGCUGUCCUAGGCUGCGUCGAUAACUCUCAAGCCACACGUUCUCGUAUCAUCAAGCUCUCUCGCAGAUUGAGGCAUAGAGGUCCUGAUUGGAGCGGGCUCCAUUGUUAUGAGGAUUGUUACUUGGCUCAUGAGCGUUUGGCCAUCAUGGACCCCAUUUCUGGAGACCAACCUCUCUACAGCGAAGAUAAGACCGUCGUUGUCACGGUGAAUGGAGAGAUAUACAACCACAAGGCUUUGCGUGAAAGUGAAAGUCUGAAGUCUCACAAGUACCAUACUGGGAGUGAUUGUGAAGUGCUUGCCCAUCUUUAUGAAGAACAUGGAGAGGAAUUUAUCAACAUGUUGGACGGCAUGUUUGCAUUUGUCCUUCUUGAUACUAAGGACAAAAGUUAUAUCGCUGUAAGGGAUGCCAUUGGUGUCAUCCCACUCUACAUUGGCUGGGGUCUCGAUGGUUCUGUCUGGUUUGCUUCUGAGAUGAAAGCACUUAGUGAUGAUUGUGAACAGUUUAUGGCUUUCCCACCAGGCCACAUCUAUUCCAGUAAACAAGGUGGUCUUAGGAGGUGGUACAACCCUCCAUGGUUCUCUGAGCUGGUUCCUUCAACCCCUUAUGAUCCUUUAGUAUUGCGCGAUACUUUCGAGAAGGCUGUGAUAAAGAGACUAAUGACCGAUGUGCCUUUUGGUGUCCUACUCUCUGGAGGACUAGACUCAUCCCUUGUUGCUUCAGUGGCUAUACGCCAUUUGGAAAAGUCAGAUGCUCGUCAGUGGGGUUCAAAGCUGCACACGUUUUGCAUUGGUUUAAAGGGAUCUCCGGAUCUUAAAGCUGGUAAAGAAGUUGCUGACUAUCUAGGAACUCGCCACCACGAGCUCCACUUUACAGUUCAGGAAGGGAUAGACGCCAUAGAAGAAGUUAUAUACCAUGUUGAGACCUAUGACGUGACUACCAUAAGAGCAAGCACUCCCAUGUUUCUCAUGUCGAGAAAAAUCAAAUCGCUUGGUGUGAAGAUGGUUCUCUCUGGUGAAGGCUCUGAUGAGAUCUUUGGAGGCUAUUUGUACUUCCACAAAGCACCUAACAAGAAGGAGUUACACGAGGAAACAUGCCGAAAGAUCAAAGCGCUUUAUCAAUAUGAUUGCUUGAGGGCUAACAAAUCAACUUCUGCGUGGGGUGUUGAGGCUCGUGUGCCUUUCCUUGAUAAAGCGUUUCUAGAUGUAGCAAUGGGCAUUGAUCCAGAGUGGAAGAUGAUCAGGCCUGACUUGGGAAGGAUUGAGAAAUGGGUGUUACGCAAUGCCUUUGAUGAUGAGAAGAACCCUUAUCUACCAAAGCACAUUCUGUACAGGCAGAAGGAACAGUUCAGUGAUGGAGUUGGAUACAGCUGGAUUGACGGUCUGAAAGAUCAUGCAAACAAACAUGUCUCUGACGCAAUGCUGACAAACGCAAACUUUGUCUUCCCGGAUAACACACCUGUGACAAAGGAAGCUUACUACUACAGAGCCAUCUUUGAAAAGUUCUUCCCUAAGAGUGCUGCUAGAGCUACUGUACCAGGAGGUCCAAGUGUAGCAUGUAGUACCGCAAAAGCUGUGGAGUGGGACGCAGCUUGGAAAGGGAACCUUGACCCGUCGGGUCGUGCGGCUCUUGGAGUUCAUGUUGCAGCUUAUGAAGGAGAUAAGGCUGAAGAUACUCGUCCUGAGAAGGUACAGAAGCUGGCAGAGAAAACUGCAGAAGCCAUUGCUUAAGGAUGAAACGAAUGUUUGAGUCGUGCAUUUCUUUUAUUUUCUCAUAAGACAAUACGUUAUUAUCAUCUUCCGUAGGAUCAAUAAGUACAAUAAGUUUUCUCUCUUUUAACUGAAUUGAGGUGGGAGUGUCUGAGGUUGUACCUAAGUUGCUGGUGAUUUUCUGGUUCUUUCAUUUGUCACAAAGUUUCAGCGUUUCUUUUAUGUAUGAUGUAUCGUUCAACUUUGUUAA